Molecule: messenger RNA, 1276 nt
Organism: Paramuricea clavata
Lineage: Eukaryota; Metazoa; Cnidaria; Anthozoa; Malacalcyonacea; Plexauridae
Source: the annotation of a GenBank genome assembly
GGCCUGGACAUGAAGAAGUCCCAUUUUACUGGACUGAGAGACAUUUGAGCAAAGUAUGUACUAUUGUGUCUACAAGACAUAGUGGAGGAAGUUACUUGAAUAAAGUUGAACUGCUAAAUGGAUGCAUCUCUGUGGCUCAUUCUAAUGUGUUUAUACCUUCAACGCUCAAUGGACCAUGCCACGCUGCUGACGGCUCAAUCAAUGAAGAGAAAGUUAAAAGUAACCAAGAUACAGCAUCGGACGUGUAUAUCGAUCGUGUUUCUGGUGCAAUGUUUAAUGAGAGGAAAAUAUAUUUCACAAAAGGUGCAAGUGAUGCUCAAGCAGAUUACAAUCAGAGUAGAAGAGAUCAUCUUCUCACAUUCUUGAAGGGAAACAAAGAGCAAAAGGCUAUCCUAAAGAAAGAACAGCCAACUCUGUUUAAGUAUUUCAAGGAAGUUUGGAUGGUACGAAAUAGCCAUAUGUUAAAAGGGUUACCUAAGUCAAUAUAUCUUUGCACUCCUGCUAUGCUACAAAAAAGACUGCAUUCAUAAAUUAUGUCAAAAAGGUAAACCAGACGAGGAUAGGCGUUGGUACAAGGAUGGUCCAUUGCUGUCACAUAUUCCCCUCCCAAUUCCUGAGCCCAAACGGCCUUGGGGUAGUAACACUUGCACUGAAUGUCAGUCUUUUUGUGCUGGGCAUUUUCUUUCUCCAGAGGAACAUUUUAAACACGUCUCAGAAUAUGGCACUAAAGAUUGUCAUUUUCCCCCACCAAGCCAGGUAAUAAAAACUGAGUUUAACAAAAAGGCGAGGCAAGCCCAACCACUGGAUGAAGCUACCAAAAUAUGCUUGGCGAAGAAAACUUUACUCAACAAAGAAGAAGUCGAAAUAUGGGUUGAUCACUUGUCGUGCUUGGCAGAACAUAGGCGAGCUGGUGCAAAAAAAGCUGCCAAAACCCGGGCUAAAAAUAAAGGUACACAUGUUGUUGUCAUUUAGAUAUUUGCAGUAUGAUGUUGUCAUCUAGAUAUUUGCUACAUAUAUAUACUGCUAUAGUUUAUAUACAAAACGCAUCUCUCCUUGACAAUGUGUUUGUUUGUUUGUUUGUUUAGCCCAGAAAAGACCGCUCUACUGCUUCUGUCAGAAGCCAGAUGAUGGGGACAAAGCAAUGGUCGCAUGCGACAAUCCUACAUGCAAGUUCCAAUGGUUCCAGUUUGAAUGUAUUGGCCUUGAUGAAGAAGAAGAAUUAAUUGGGGAAUGGUUUUGCCCCUUGUGUGUUUCUACCUAUAAAAACACAAAAUAA